AUGGCGGUCGGAAUAUGGGAAGUUAUUUCGGGGAUGCGCGUUAUUGUUCUCGAAUUGAAACAAAGCUUGACUGGAGCGAAAUUAUCAAAACGAAAGGCAAAAUUGGUAAAUGAGGAUAUUUCUUCGGAUGAAGACGAUUUGUUGUACGAUGAUAGUGGCAAAUUUAUUGAAAAUCAAAGUGAUGAAGAGCAGUAUGAAGACAUGCAAGAGAUGGCAUACCGGAAAGCAAAACAGCUUUUGGACGAUAUUCAGACUGAACAGCAGAAUGAAAGAGGCGAACCGUACGAUAAUGAGACCGUUACCCAUCGUUUGCGAGAUGAUGCUUUAUCGAAAGUUGCAACUCGACAUCGAAAAGUUGCAGAGGAAGUACGAUUAAGUGGUACUGCGAUACAGUAUAAAGCCCAUAGGUACUCAACUGUUGCGGUUGUUAUAUCACAUGACGGCAGAUAUGUGGUGAGUUGCUCGAAGGAUGCAACAAUAGCGAAGUAUGAUUUAGAAGAAGGAAAGAUAACAGCUUCUAUAAAAUAUAUUAAAGGAAGUUGCAUAUCUCAUCGAGGCCAAAUAUUUUGUCUUGCAAUCUCGGCCAAUGAUCGAUAUCUUGUAAGCGGUGGUAGCGAUGCUAUUAUACGGGUUUGGAAUUUCAGUAAUUUUCAGCAUGUUAAAAAUCUUACCGGACAUAUGAAUGCGAUAACCGGACUAGUAUUUCGAUUGAAUACUCAACAAUUGUACAGUUGUUCCAAAGAUAGAUGUGUUAAACUGUGGGAUUUGGAGCAACUGGGAUACGUAGAUACUCUGUUUGGUCACGUUGAUGCAAUAGUAGAUAUUGACGCUUUAUCAAGGGAACGUUUGAUAACUGCAGGCUCUCAAGAUCGUACUGUGAGAUUGUGGAAAGUGCCUGAAGAUAGUCAUUUGAUAUUUAACGGUUAUUCAAGUUGCUUUAGCAUUGAUUGUGUGGCACUUAUCAAUGAAGACCAUUUUGUGUCCGGUUCAGCUGAUGGAAGCUUAUGUGUUUGGUCAAUAUUUAAAAAAAAACCAGUUUGUUCACAAGUAGAAGCGCAUGGUCGCGAUAUUGAUAAUCAGCCAAAUUGGAUUGUAUCCGUUGCAGCACGACGAUAUACAGAUCUUAUUGCAUCAGGUUCAUGUGAUGGAUUUGUUCGUUUAUGGAAAGUUGCGGAAGAUUAUAAAUCGAUAACAAAUAUUUUAUCUUACGAGAGAAGCGGCUUUAUCAAUCGGCUCAGAUUUUCGGAUGAUGGUGAAGAAGUAGCAUGUGCCGUGGGUCAGGAACACAAAUUUGGAAGAUGGUGGAAAAUUGCGGAAGCUAGGAAUGUUAUUACAGUUUUUUCACUUAUAUAUGAUACUGUUGAAUAA
Messenger RNA from Acanthocheilonema viteae, 1368 nucleotides. Lineage: Eukaryota; Metazoa; Nematoda; Chromadorea; Rhabditida; Onchocercidae. The record is from the annotation of a GenBank genome assembly.